AUAAACAAUUGACUGAUGAAAUUUAAGCAACUCUUUUGUAUUUGUCUCCAAACUGUUGAUCCUACUUGACAAAAAUGAUUGCUACAAGUGCCAGCUUUCAGGAGAGAAUCUCCAUCAAUGAGCAAAUACCAGUAUCAAAUAGACCCAGACGAAACUCCCUCGUGAUUGAUGCGAAAUUAGAAACGGUUAAAAACAAGCUUGCACAGGAACAAUGGAUAAAAGAACUGAAGAAAGAUGAAAUACAGUUUCAAGAUUUAACUGAAGAAGAGAUAGUGCUGCUGAGCCACAUUGCUGAUGAUAAUGGUUCCAACAAAAUAAUUACCAAUGUUGUGUUUACCAUAGAGGAUGACUAUUCGUUAUUACCAUACAUACUUAAGUGUAUUGAUGCUUCCAGUGCUUAUAUUCAACAUUUAGAAACAAGAGUCUCAAAGAAGGAGCAUGCAUCCGUAGAUGUUUUGGUUAAAAUGGCAGUGCGCAAAAAUGAACUAAUGAAACUAAUCAAGACAGUUAGACGAAAUGAAGAAAUAACUAUAACUGUCAUUUCGAACGAGAAAGUUUAUUUCCUCGAUAAAUGGUUUCCUAAACAUAUAAGCGAUUUAGACAAAUGCGCUCAUAUUCUGUCGAAGUUUGAACCAAAUCUGGACAGCAGUCAUCCGGGAUAUACUGACAUUGCCUACAGAACUCGAAGGAAGGAUAUAGCAUUGAAAGCUUUUAGUUACCAACAUGGACAACCUAUUCCUCAUGUUGAAUACACUGAUGAUGAAAUAAAAACCUGGAGUGCAGUAUACAAGAGAAUGAAGGCACUCCAUCAUAGACACGCUUGCAUGAGUUAUCAAAAGUCCUUCCAAUUGCUUGAGGAAGCAAAUAUCUAUAGAGCUGAUGCUAUACCUCAACUUCAAGAUGUUUCCACUUUCCUCAAAAGAGAAUCUGGCUUUACGCUAAGACCUGCAGCUGGUCUUGUAAGCGCUAGAGAUUUUCUGGCAAGUUUGGCUUUUCGAGUAUUCCAAUGUACGCAGUAUGUACGCCAUAAAUCCUCUCCGCAUCAUACCGUUGAACCAGAUUGUAUCCACGAGCUCUUAGGCCACAUUCCGAUGUUUUCAGAUCCUGCUUUUGCUAGAUUUUCACAAGAAAUAGGACUAGCUUCUUUGGGUGCAUCUGAUGAAGAAAUUGAAAAAUUAGCCACAGUAUACUGGUUUACUGUUGAAUUCGGAUUAUGCAAAGAAAAAGGAGACAUCAAAGCUUAUGGGGCAGCAUUGCUUUCUUCAUAUGGGGAACUUCUGAAUGCUAUGUCAUCGAAGCCUCAGGUAUUGCCAUUUGAUCCUAUCGUCACAGCAGUCCAAGCUUAUCAAGAUCAAGAAUUUCAGCCAAUCUACUUUGUUGCUGAAAGUUUUGAAGAUGCAAAAGAGAAAGUUAGGGAAUAUGUAAACUACCACAUGGAUCACCAACACCAUGUUAUUUAUGAUCCAUACACUGAGACGAUAGUGGAGAUUGAUUCCUUGACGAAACUAGAGAAGCUGGCAGAAUCCAUAAAAUCGGAUUAUUCAACUUUGAUGGCUGCGUUUCGUCAUUUGAAGUAGUUAAAUACUUAUAACUCUCUAUAAGACGCUCAAUAUAUACUUAAUUAACCGUGAACUAAAUAAAGCCAGACUGUAGCAUGAA
Parasteatoda tepidariorum (common house spider) is the source of this 1659-nucleotide messenger RNA. RefSeq names its product tyrosine 3-monooxygenase. Gene Ontology annotation, molecular function: iron ion binding; tyrosine 3-monooxygenase activity. Gene Ontology annotation, cellular component: cytoplasm; axon; perikaryon. NCBI's taxonomy places the organism in Eukaryota, Metazoa, Arthropoda, Arachnida, Araneae, Theridiidae. Gene Ontology annotation, biological process: dopamine biosynthetic process from tyrosine. The record is from RefSeq and is a predicted model, not a curated record.